This is a messenger RNA of Asterias rubens (European starfish), 8763 nucleotides long. RefSeq names its product regulator of G-protein signaling 7-like. The record is from RefSeq and is a predicted model, not a curated record. The transcript has 16 exons. The coding region runs from base 18 to 1424 and encodes 468 amino acids. Gene Ontology annotation, biological process: regulation of G protein-coupled receptor signaling pathway; G protein-coupled receptor signaling pathway; intracellular signal transduction. NCBI's taxonomy places the organism in Eukaryota, Metazoa, Echinodermata, Asteroidea, Forcipulatida, Asteriidae.
AAAAGCUAAUCCAAAAGAUGCAAGAUGAGAAGAAUGGCGUACCUGUACGGACCGUGAAAAGUUUCAUGUCCAAAGUGCCAAGUGUCUUCACAGGUGCUGAUUUAGUUCAAUGGCUGAUGAGGAUACUAGAUGUAGACCAGGCCAAUGCUAUUCAUCUUGGGUCACUACUAGCUGCCAACGGCUACUUCUUCCCCAUCACGGAUCACGUACUCACCCUCAAGGAUGACAACACAUUCUACAGGUUUCAAACGCCAUACUUCUGGCCGUCGAACUGUUGGGAACCAGAAAAUACAGACUAUGCUGUUUAUCUGUGCAAACGAACUAUGCAAAACAAGUCCAGGCUGGAACUGGCAGACUAUGAAGCGGAGAACUUAGCCAAGCUGCAGCGAAUGUUCUCAAGAAAGUGGGAAUUUAUCUUCAUGCAGGCAGAGGCACAGGCCAAAGUGGAUAAGAAGAGAGACAAGAUGGAGCGAAAGGUUCUGGACAGUCAAGAGAGGGCGUUUUGGGACGUGCAUCGACCGGUACCCGGAUGUGUCAACACAACAGAGAUGGACAUAAAGAAACUCAGUCGUAUCAAUCGUACGUGUAAGAAGAAAAAGAUGAAUUUCGGAGCGGGAGGUGAGAGAAUUAGUCCAUGUGCAUCAGAUUCAGAUCUUCAGUCACAUUCUGAAGAACUCAUCCGAACGGAUGCAUCUCAUCAUGAGCAUCUGCACUUUGCAUGUUGUUCACCCAUCUUGUUCCUCAAGCGCAAGGUUGAAAUGCAGGCAGCAAGAUUAGAAAAGAGACAGUAUAAGACGUCGAAAGUAGCUGAACUAUUGAUAAGUUACUGUCAGCAGUACCGAGACUAUGAUAGUUUCCUGUCAGCACCAACAGAAGGAACCAAUCCCUGGCUAUCCGAUGAUCCCUUAAUGUGGGAAGCUGCCACAACCAUGAACCUGAAGGAUGUACCUGUGUGGCGAGUCAAGAAGUGGGGUUUCUCCUUCGACGAUUUGCUGAAGGAUCCGUUAGGCCGAGACCAGUUUGCAAGGUUCCUUGCCAAGGAGUUCAGUCAAGAGAAUCUAAGAUUUUGGAUAGCAUGUCAAGAGCUGAAAGCAACAGCGAUUAGCAAGGUACCAGCCAAAGCACAGGAGAUUUACAAUGAAUUCCUGUCCGAGUCAUCACACAGUCCAAUCAACGUGGACUCCAAGGUCCGGGAGGUGACCCGGAAAAACAUGAAAGGAGCUGGGAGGUAUACAUUUGACUCGGCCCAGGACCAUAUCUACACGUUGAUGCGGAGCGAUAGCUAUCCACGAUUCCUCAAAUCAGAUCAAUAUAAAGAACUUCUUAAUCCCAAGAAAAAGUGCCUGAGUCACUGGGAAAAGACUAAAUCACUCAUACCCAAACUGCCCAGUCUGGCCAAUCGGAUGGACUUCCUGGAUAAGUGAAUAGCAAUGCAGCAAAGCAAGUUUCUACACCAUCUGACCAGCUUUCAUAUAGGAUGACAAGAAGCCGUAGUGGUCAUCUAGUGCCCCCCUUCUACUCCCCUUGCCUAUUCCCCUUUGUAUCCAACCCCCUCAUCAUCUUCCUUAGAUUCCAUAAAUGCCAAAAAAGAACUCAACGACACAGCCCUGUCUGAGACAAUGGACUCAAUUAAUCAGGAUUGUGUCAUGAAUCUUGCAUGGAUUCAAAACGGAUGGAGAGAAAACAAACUCAAACCGAGACAGUUAUUAUCAAAACUAUCUCAUAGCAACUGAUAGUUCCAGAUUCCAACUGAUCAUCCAAAUCCAGUGGUUGGUGCCGACUUUUAUUAUUUCCCCCCUCCUGUUCCUCGUGGAUGACCCAAAUGCUGCGGCAGGCCUCAGUGAUGGAAGAAAGCUUACAUGCUGCCCUCAUGGUUGACCGACAAGCAGCUGAUGUAUAAAUGAGGACAUAACACACCGUCCUGAAACAGAAGAUGACUGUGGUAAACCAGUAAUCAGCAUUCAGAAUGUGGAUCGAGUCUGACGUAGCCACCUGUCUGUUACGACAUCAUCACUUAUCAAGGAGUAAAUUCACCUGUUCCAUUUAUUGCUGCAAAGAUCACCACCUCGGUAAGCACCACAAGCAGGUUUAUGCAGCUGACUAUUUUCAAGAAACCUGUGCUUCGGCUUGGGAGGUUUCUUGAUGUGGUUAAGAAACCCAACUUGUCAAGAAUCGCUGGAACACGCAUACAAGAGGAACGUCGAUUGAGACUUGGAGAUUUCAAACCAAUGCAGCAAUAGAGAUGGAAAUGUCCUCAAGUUCACGGGGCAUUUGGAAUCAAAAUGUACGUUUUAGGAACCUGACGUAACAAAUGGAAUAGUCCUCAUGAAUAUUGAAUAGAUUCAGCUUGGUGUCAAGUGCAUCAUUAAGUGCUUGCCAGCAACCAAAAAUGCAGCUCUAGUCUACUUUAGUCUUUUGCUCGAUCGAUAGGAGGAGUUCGUCUUCUGGUCUGAGAUUUCUCACAGUUCAGAACAAUGUCAAAGUCAUUUACUGAACUCACCAUCGAAAAAUCAUCACAAAGAAGUGUUGCCGCAAGCUUAACACUGCAGAAUACAAGGCAACCUUGCUCUCAGGAGUCAGGCAUCCAACACAAAACCAAAUCAUAGCUGAGUUUGAUUUAUCACAAGUGAAAUUUUGAUGAUGGUCGCAUCGUUCAAACUGAAAUAUAUUUAACCAGGAGUGCAUGUAAAGAAUCCGCAGUACAACGUCUGCAUGGAGGGAGUGCAUGAUCCAGAGUAGACUACGGAGCUACAUGAAGAUAGGUGCAUGUAAUCAUAGGCCAUAAAGAAACCCCACUGUGUGGGGUAGAAUUGGGCGCAUCGGCAAACAACCAAAAAGUAGCAAGGAAUAACUUCAUGUAAUACACCACCCAGUGACAACCAAACUACAAAGUAGGGGUUUCAAAGCUGUUUUCAUUUUGUACGGCAGCCAUUAUUAAGCUGCUUGAGAGUUUCUCAUCGCACCAUGCAAGGGAAGUUUAUUUCUUGCUGUUUUAACCAAAGUCAUGAGAGUUUGAACUCUCUCUCUGUCUUUGUGUGCUAUGUCACAUAUAGAUAGAAAAGCCUUCCUACUGUAUAUUGGAAAUUAUUUCAAAGCAUUUUGUGUACAGAUGUACAAAUUGAGAAUAUCUGUUUCUGUUCUUGAGAAUAUCUGUUUCUGUUCUUGAGAAUAUCUGUUUCUGUUCUUGAGAAUAUCUGUUUCUGUUCUUGAGAAUAUCUGUUUCUGUUCUUGGGGAUAUCGUUUUUGUUUGUUAAUUAAUUGAGUGCAGUUUUACUCAUAACAGACACGUUAUAUAUACAGAAGAACUUUUACUUGAUAAACUCUGUAUAGAGAAACUGUGUUAAUUUUUUUAGUUGAUGCAAUUGAAGCGUUUUAUCGGAGUAGUGGGUGUUAGUGAGUUUGUGCAUGACUGUGCGAGAUGGAUUUUAACUGUGCAGAAUUAAAGGCAAUGAGAUUAUCAAAAAAAUGUGCGGUGGGCACAAGUUUUUAUACAAUUAAUGAAUUGGGUAACUAGACUUUUGAUGCCAUGUAUGCAUGUAUGUGCUGCACAAGCAUUAUAAACAUGUAGGCCUAUAUAAUAAAUAAAUAAAAAAUAGUUUUUUUUUCUUCUUGUGUUUUCGUUGAUAGUGAAAAUCACUGCACAUGUUUUUUCUUGAACAAAUACACAAGUACAUGUAUCGAUAACAACAACAAAAACAGUCAGGAUAUUUUUUUAAACCAGGUUUUAAACUGUCACAGUUUAAAGGUAGGUUUUGAUGGCAUAUUAUCACAAGUACAAUUUGUCCGUAGCUGUCUUGUUGCCUAACCCUUGGGAGACCACUCAAAUUCUGUCCUUUGUUUCUGUCCAAUCAGGGCUGAUUUUCUAAAUUUUGUAACAUACUUUCUUUACAUGCAAAUGAAGUGGACGCUUGCUUUGGUUUUGAAAUCGGUAAGUCACAUCCCAGUCAUGCCAGUUUGACUGAGUUGCAGACAACAUUACUCAACCAGCUCUUUUCAAUAGAUUUCAAAUUUUCAUCGAGGAUAAUAAAUAUUAUUGGGUUUUACCCUCACACCCUAAGUGUACAGAACCAUACUCGGUACUUUCCCGAUCCCGAGUCCAAUGCAAAACCAUGUUACUCGGUAGGAUUCGAACCCGGAUGACCUUUGCCAUUCUAGAACAGAUGUCUUACCACUAGCCUACCCUGCUUGUCAGGUGUAGCUAGGGGCAGUUUGAAUCCUUCAUUUUAGCACCGGGUCCCACAAUGAUUUUAAAGUUAUAAAUUUGCAUCUGGGGAUAAUUUUCUUCUUUUUGGGGGGUUACCCAUUACGCAAACACUGUUCAAGAAAAAUCUUCUACAUUGCAGAAAUGAACACCCGUCAAAAAUAGUUCAUUUGGCAUAGUUUUGUGGGCUGGUUACCUUAUUUUAGCAGCACAAAUUUCUUUUGUGCAUGAAGCUCUAUGAAAUUAGGACAAAGGUGUGAUGAUUAUGAAGACUUUUUUUUUAAUGGAAGUAGAUCCAAUCUUUAAUGGAAGUAGAUCCAAUCUUUAAUGGAAGUAGAUCCAAUCUUUAAUAGGUUAUUUGCAACUUAUCUGAGAUUUUUUUUUUUUUUUUCGGCCACUUGCGGCAGACAUGGGCUCCAAAGGGUUAGUAACAAAAUAAGUUUCAAUAAAUGAAUGAUAUUUUUUAAACUCUGGAUAAUUUUAAAAGACCAAUACUUUUGAAAAAGUAGAGGAACCUUUUGUUAUUGGUUGCCUUUCUGUUCCAAUUGCCAUCGGCCAUUUUGUUUUUGGUAUCAUGAAUAUUUGCGUUUAAUUUUAGCAGUCAACAGUUGACCUCGGUUUGGGAGGUUAUUUUUUUAACUAUUUGUAAUAAAAAUGUUCAGGUUUGUCAAGGAGAAACACCUACAAUUUUUAUUCAUCAACUGAUGGUAAAAUACUGGUCCGAUUCGAAUAGCCACCAUGGUUUAUUAGUGAGCUACAAAGUGUGAUCGCUUCAAACCGCCCAUAAAAUAAUCAUAGUAUCUUGAUAGAGCAUUCACUUUUAUAAGCGAGGCAAACUUUAGCCUUCAGCAAGGUGUUGGAGUUUUAUUUCCUUUUUUUUUUUUAAUAUAUAGUUUUUUCUUUCCUUGCACUACUGCGCUACGCGCCCAAACCUUAUGCAGUCUGUGUGUUUACAUGCGCACUGUGCAUGAAUGUAUACUACGCAGUGCUUGCGUGGUGUGAGAUGGACUCUCCAAGGUCCCUCUGUAUGCGGCCAUUUAUAUGAGUGCGGAUGACCCACGCACAGUAGUAGUAUGGGUGGCGUGCUCAUGGUCAGUGUUCAGUACAUCGGUUGUUUAGACUGGUUUUAGUAGCAUCAUGAUGAUAAUUUACCGCGCCAACUAUAAACCAUGGUGGCUCAUUCGCAUUGGCUGGAGUAAUACAAUUUUAUCUAAAUGCUCAUUUUAAAAACUUCUGGAGCUAUUUCCGUUUCAGGUUUAUCCUGAACUUUUUCUGUACUCACUAUUACAAACAAACAUUAAUAAAAAACACCAAAAACAAACAAAUUUUUAAAUGUUUGAUGAAUACCAUAUUGUGGGAAUGAGUGUAGAUUUAGUGAAGUGUGCGUUCAACCUUUGUGAGAAAAAGGUUCUGGGUAUAUAAAUAAUACAAUGUGUAUAUUGUAAUUGCUUUGUUUAGUUACGAGAAAAAUGAGGAGGUGCGAAUAUAAAGACACAUUUUUCAAUGUGGGAAAAUAUAUAUUAAAAGCAUUAUUUGAGAUGUACAUGUAAAUAAAUACAGGUUAUGUACAGGAAUAUGAUAGAGUCAUUUUUACAGCCCAAAACUCUUAGCUGUAAGAGUAUUGAUAUACUAUUAAUCUAGUCAAUGGAGAUAUAUACAGUUUUAAAGAAAUAAGGAGUAUCAAGUAUGAAAUGUUUCACAAAAAUAAAUAAAUGGUAUAUUUAUUAGUGAGUUAACUAUUGGAUGAUUUUUAUUAGGUAGAGUGCAAGGAGUAAUAGCAAAGCCAAUGUGUUUGCCAUAUUUGGGUUUCUGUUGAGUAAAUCACCGUGCACUGCAGCUGGUUUUAGUUUAAUCGGGGGUUAUUUCAGCCAGUCACAGAGGAUGGGGGUUUAGCCGUCAGCCAAUCACAGCAAUGGGCUGUUAUCUGUGGAUUAAGUUUUGCAGUCCACCAAUCACAGAUGAGCUUUGGGUUGGCCAUCAACCUUUCAUAAAGGGUUGCGUUUUGCGAAGAAUGUUGUCAUGUUUAUUUCCAUAUCUUGAUUGCAGAUCACAGUAACCUACCUAGCCCAUAAUAACAAAAAGGAAGUGCUUGUCUUUGAUGAGUUGACAUAUUUUAAGGAUCAAGGAUCAAGGUCGUGUCUCUAUCUGGCUUAAAUGUGAAGGGAUGGUGAAAUAUUUGAGGAUGUUUAAUUUCCUCAAUCUAUCCCCACUUUAGAUUCCUUUGGAAAAAAUUUGAAUUGUGGUUGACGCCGACUACAAAUCUAGAAAACAUUUUGCUCUCUGAUACUUAACACUGUUUUCUUGAUUCCAUUUGGUUAAAAAAAACAUUCAGAUCCUGUUUCUUCAACUUUGGUGUUUGAAUAUAUUUUCACCCUUUAAAAAAACACCAGAAUUGAUUGUUACCUUGAUGUUGCAUCAACCCCACUUAAGAUAUCUUUGGGAAAAAUUUGACUACAGACUGGUGUUAUUUGACACUCCAAUCCAACACUGAUGUGGCUGCUGAUUCACGAUAGCAUUACGGAACCACAUUUAGUUGUCAAUUACAGCUGAAACACUUUGGGGGUAAAAACUCUGAAGUGAAGUAAUCUUUUGUGGGCAGUUGGAACCACUAAACUGUGGCAUUCCUACUAUGCCUUUUUAUGAUUUGAUUCCCCCUCCCUCCCCCCCCCCCAAAAAAAAAAGAAGAAGAAAGAAAGACAUUAAUGUCGGACAACGUAGUGCGGCACGUCGUUAAACCAAAUGUCAAGUUCAAAAUUCUUAUACCAGGGUAGGUUACUGUGCUGCACUACCUCAAACUAUCAGAAAUGACCAAUGAGUAAUCUGGAUUCACUUUGGACGAAACACUGUACACGGGAAAGUCUCAAAGCUCUGGGUACGAGCGCAGUUCAUAGAAAAAAGACAGAAUUUAUUAAGCCCCGCCUACUGUAACCAGAUGAACAUGUCUGUUAUCAAAUCAUCCCAAAACGUCAAAUGCACAACUUAGCUCUCCAAAAACCAGUCUGUUUACAUUUUGUUAUAAAAGUUCAAUGUGACAGAUUUUGGGUGGAUAUUUUGGCGGGUUGGUGAAUGUAUUCAGUAGGCUUGGCUUAAUGGAUGCUCUGCAUCAAGUCUAGCCAAGAUGUGAGCUGUUUUUUUCCUCCCGGUGUUUCGUAAAGUGUGCUCAUUAUGAAUCAUUAUGAACCAUUGAUUUCAAGUUGGAGGUACAAAAUGGUGUCGGAUGGGGAGGAAGGAUGGGGGACCUUUGAUGAUGGCCAACAGGCUUGGAGAAUCUUGACCAAAACGUAGCUAGACUAUUAACCAUGUAUUCUCUGAUUACGCACAGUAAAUGGUGUGCACCAAGGUUCAAUUUUUGUAGUAAAUUUUUAAAAACAAAACUCAUUCAAGAUGAUUUUUAGAAUGAAAUGUUUUAUUUGAAAUGCUAUUUAGGCUUUUGAAUCAACAUCCCAUGAACCCGUUGUCUCGUUGUGAUAUUUAUGAGCAGUAUAUUAUGCCCCAUGUCUUGUAUCCCCAAACAAAAUUAUUUUGAAAUCGGGUAAACUACAGCAAAACUAAACAUCGUGUUCAUAAAUAAGAAAGUUGAAUUAUAUGAAGAAAAUAAUCAGGUUACCAAGCAGUAUGAGACUCGUCGCUAUCAGCAAUAAUAAAUCAUGCAAUACCACAGGUAUCAAUUAUCAAAUAAAAGAGAAAUGCCAGAGUGAAAAAGAAAAUGUGAACAUAGUUUACGCUCAACAAAAAUGACUCAAUGCGCACAAUUUGUACAUCACAGGAUGGACAAGUCAAAGGCAACCUCUGCUCACAAAUGUCACAACAAAACUUAAAUAACAAUCAUUGCAUACUUUGCAUUUUUAAUUUGUUGCGGGUUCCUGAAAUAUGUGGACAUUUUUAACGUUUAGUUUCUGUUUUGACAAAGAUUGCCUAAGAAGUGAUUGGGGGAUAGAGUGGCAGGUUUUUGUAAGGCUCAGGACUUUGGGACAUACUGAAUGUGUCAAAAUGGGGCAGAUACUAAGAUCUCGCCAGUCAGGGUUUCAACAUCCUGUGAAGAUUCCAUUCUAUUAGCUUUGAGUUAUGGUUUGCUGCAUCUUUCAAUUUUUUUGCAAAUUGGUAAUAAUCUUGUCUUAAGCUCUCCAAAUACGGUCUGUUACCGGUAAAACAAUCGCCUUCAUGGCAUUUGUCAACUGUUCAUGCGCAACUGAACGCCACUUAUUGGAGUGCUAUAAUAAGUCAUUAUUAUAUAUAUUCAAACCUAAGAAACACUAAUAUCAAGGAUUCUGACAUAAACAAUUUACACCAAAUGGCAUUUUAAAAGGCAAACUGUGUUCGGAGCUGCAAACUGCACUGCUGAGUAGUAAAUCUGCCUUCUGUUCUUUGAUAACAAAUCAUUUUUUGGGCCGUACUUGGUCAUUGUAGCGUUCUUUUCUUACAUUCUUUGUCUAACAGAGUAUGAAUCAUUAAUUCAUUGUACACCGACGCACAGUGAACCUUAUUGUUCUCUCUUCAACGCUCGUCUUGCUUUUGCACAUGUGCAAUAAAUGGUUUUCUUACUCUGAAAACAUGCAACUCUA